GGCAGAUAUGAUGUACGUGUAAACAAAAUGGCAAAUUUGAAAGAUGAGUUAGAUGAAUAUUUGUCUUCUAAAAACAGCGAUUCAAAACCACUUCUCAAUGGAAUUUCUAUACCCGUUUCUGUGUCCAUGCCAAAAGUCGGCAGUUGGUUUAGGAAAAAUGAACAUACCGAUGAAGCUGAAAGUUGGUUUUCUGCAGCUCAAAAAGAUUGUUGUCCCACAUUAACUAGAUUCCAGAGAAUUGUUGGAUUCUGUAUUUGUAUUUUCAUGGGUGUUCUAUGCUUUACAUUUGCUGCCAUGUAUAUACCAGUUUUAUUUUUAAAGGCCCGUAAAUUUUCUCUUUUGUAUACAAUGGGCAGUCUUUUCCUUAUCUGCAGUUUUUCUUUCCUCUGGGGGCCUUUACAUCAUUUGCGACACCUCUUCUCAAGAGAAAGACUUUGUUUUACUCUUAGUUAUUUAGGUAGUUUAUUUGCGACCUUGUACUUUGCAUUAUUUCAACAAAGUACGCCAUUUACUGUAUUUUUUGCCAUGAUCCAAUUUAUUGCUUUGCUUUGGUUCCUCCUCAGUUACAUACCAGGUGGCCAUACUGGUCUUAUGUUUUUUACUAAACUCUUUUCAUCAGCUGUUGCCAGUUCUGUAUCAAAGAGUUUACCCGUCUAAAAUUUUACUUUUGAUUCAAUUGU
Messenger RNA from Nezara viridula (southern green stink bug), 680 nucleotides. NCBI's taxonomy places the organism in Eukaryota, Metazoa, Arthropoda, Insecta, Hemiptera, Pentatomidae. The record is from the annotation of a GenBank genome assembly.